Cornus florida is the source of this 2337-nucleotide messenger RNA. Its product is annotated as SMR domain-containing protein At5g58720. The transcript has 11 exons. The coding region runs from base 448 to 1968 and encodes 506 amino acids. The record is from RefSeq and is a predicted model, not a curated record. Lineage: Eukaryota; Viridiplantae; Streptophyta; Magnoliopsida; Cornales; Cornaceae.
UCAUUGAAAAGUUAUUUUAUUUUGGCGACGUACCGCCCCACCAAAAGCAGUUAUUUCGGAGAUCCCCUUUUGGAUACAGCCAAGCCACACGUUCCUCCCAACUUCCAUGAUUUUCCAAUUAGGGUUUCAAAUCAUCCCAUCACAUUCCCUUCCAAUCCCCAAAUCACCUAAUUCUUUCUUCUUGAAACCCUAAUUGGGAAUUGAGUCAAUGUAUUCGCUUCCGAAAUUGGGGUUUCAACAAACACAAUCAAUCAAGGGUUUCUAAAUCUAAACCCUAUGAUGUUUGGAUACUUCGCUAGCUUUGAUUUCGUAAGUAUUCCUGUUUUUCAUGGAUCAAUCGUAUCGCUCUACCUUAUAAGGUAAUCCAAGUUAUAUAUAUAUAUAUGAUAUAGACACAGGCACGCGCAUAUACAUAUUAUUUCUCUAUAUUUAUAACAUAAUUUGAGAAUGAAACAUCCGAAGAAGAAGAGGAGGUCGCGAGCUUCAAAGCAAGUCGGUGGCAGUAGCGGUCCACAUGAGGAGAAAAACGAAGAGAGUAAGGUUGUCAACAGCUUGACGGAGGCGUUUGAAGCUUCUUCUCUUGAAGAAGCCACCACGGCGUAUCGGGAGGCCAAAGGGGACCCGAAUAAGGCGGCUGUGAUUCUCGGAGGCUUGCUGGAAAGCGCCGACGGUCAGAAUAGUAGCUCGUGCUCGAGUUUGUGUGGGAGUUCCUCCUCCAGCUCAUGCACGUCAGAGGUGUUUGCAGAGAGCAACUGUGGUCAGAAUAUGGUUCAUGGAAAGGGUUUUAGAGGGAAGAACAAGUCAAAGAAGGUUGUUGCAGCUACAGGGACUGUUUCGACCCUUUUGUUGAGGGAUUAUGUUGUGCGUAGCCCAAGAAGAGAUUCAGCUAAAUCAAAGGGGUAUAUCAGUGGAGCUGUGAACAAAGAAGACGCGGAGCAGUUUUUGUGCUCGAUGCUUGGAGACGACUGCGAUCUGAGCAUGGCUGUGGUUAGAGAUGUGCUGUGUCAAUGUGGAUACGAUGUUGAAAAGGCUUUGAAUGCAUUGCUUGAAUUAUCUGCCUAUGAGCAGUCCCAUAAUGGUCAAUCCUCUGACUGCAGUGCAAACAGUAAAGAAGAUUGUCGAUCCCCUCUUGAAUUCAGUGACAAUCUAACUGAUAGGGCAUCCGACACAACUUCUCAUUCUUCUGAGAGCGAACUUCUAGAUAAUAUGUGGCCCAUGGGCUACCGUGGCAGGAAUUAUUAUGAGGUUCUAAUUGGUUCUGAAGUUCAUUCUCCACCUAGCCCCAGAAGUUCCGAGUCAGAACUUCCACAAAAGGUGUUAGAUUCUUUGUUUAACAUAUCAAACAGUACUGAACAUGAACCGAACAGUAUGAACUGGAAGAAUGUAGUAAAGAAAAUGGAGUCACUGGGACAAAGGUUUGAGUUUCACACUUCUGGUGCUGCAGAAUCACAGGAACUCAUCCAUGCUAAAGGUGAUGACUAUCAGAUGUUCAGAAAAUCUGCAAUGCAGCACUGGGAUUCCAUGAAAUCCUACUAUCAGAAGGCUACAUCAGCAUAUUUAAAUGGGGAACGGGAAUAUGCAGCUUACCUUUCUGACCAGGGAAGGUCAUGCAAUAAAAUGGCUCGAGAGGCAGAUGAGAAGGCAAGCCAGGAGAUUUUUAGAGCCAGAAACAAGAGCAUACAAAAUGUGAUAACAAUUGAUCUCCAUGGACAACAUGUGAAACAAGCGAUGAGGCUCCUAAAAGUUCACCUGCUAUUCGGGGCAUAUGCUUGCUCGGUUCAAUCUUUUAGGGUUAUCACAGGAUGUGGGAGCCAUGGUGUGGGGAAGUCGAAGCUGAAACAGGCGGUGAUUAAUCUUGUCCAAAAGGAAGGCAUUGAAUGUAACGAAGAAAACAAGGGAACCUUGCUGAUCAGACUUGAUGGACAGAGAGAGUUUAGCUUUCUGGAGACCGAGAGUGAUUCCGAGUAAUCUUGCUUUGGUAUGGUUGCUCAUUAUCAAUAGUAAAGGUAUUUGCAUGUUUCGGGCAAGGUAAAAAUUAUGGCCUGGAUCUAAAUUCUGGGAUCUGUGUUCAUGGCCCCAUAAAUUAUGGUCUGGAAACCAUCUCAGGCUUUCUUCUCACCGUAGUUUGUACACUAAUGCUCUCUAGAUAAUUUAGGGGAGGUGUAGUGUUGAAGGCCAGGUUUUAGACUUUCUGUUCUUUGUACAGAUUUUAGAUUUGAUUCAGGCCUUGUACAAAAUCAUGUAUAUUAUUUAAACUGUAAUGUACCUUGUAGUUGGUGAACUGGGUAUCCAUCAUUUCAGUUAUAUGAGAAGUUGCAUCGGAUCUUUAGUUUGGGA